This is a messenger RNA of Daldinia childiae, 675 nucleotides long. RefSeq lists its product as uncharacterized. Lineage: Eukaryota; Fungi; Ascomycota; Sordariomycetes; Xylariales; Hypoxylaceae. Bases 1 to 675 code for a protein of 224 amino acids. The record is from RefSeq and is a predicted model, not a curated record. The transcript is spliced from 2 exons.
AUGAUGGAGGAUCUUGUUGAAAGGGUUGCAACUGCUAUGUUAGAACGGGAUAAGCUACAGGAGCAGAUUGACGAUGUAAUUGAAAGGCAGAGCAUCUACGUCAGCAGCCGGCCGUCAACUGCUCAUGGACAACCUGAAAUGGUGCCCAUGCCAGACAUUCCAGCAUUGCCUCCAAAUGCUCCCUCGUUCAGUGAACGUCUUAGUUCCGACCGCCCGCACACUGCGCCAUCUCAGACCUCGGCGCGCACGUCAUAUAAGGCUAACUCAUCACGCAAGGUGGAGAGCAGGGUUCCUCCUCCACCACUACCGCUUAGACUUAGACCACCUCUACGCAAGAAGAAAUCCUUUUCACGAGUUUCUACCUGGCUAUUCACUGGUGGAGAGCCUAACCGAGAUAUCAGUAUCGACUCCCUCACUAAUAACCCAAGACCAAUAACUGGUACCGACGGCUUCUAUCAAAUCGAUGAUCUUGAAGAGAAUCGAAGGUGUAGCGUUGAUACCCUAUCGACAAACUCAGACUGGACUAUUGAAGAAGAGCAGACUCUACCUACAAGCUUGUCACCUAGUAGUACGACAACUCUUAGGGCAAAGUUGGAGCCUCCGAUGGCAAUCGCAUCUGGACUACGACACCCGAUGGCCUUCCAACAACGACAGAGUGUUGGUGUUGCUGUCUAA